Gongylonema pulchrum is the source of this 174-nucleotide messenger RNA. The record is from the annotation of a GenBank genome assembly. NCBI's taxonomy places the organism in Eukaryota, Metazoa, Nematoda, Chromadorea, Rhabditida, Gongylonematidae.
GCCGAUUUGUACAUUGAGCUGUGGUAUCGUAGUCGCGAGGACGAGCUGGCCAAUAUUGACAGCAAUUGUAUUUGCGUGAAAAUUCGAAAAGUGAUUGACGUACACACAUCCGAUGUUAUUGCAAGUGCAAUAAAGGAGCUUACAUUGCGCCACAAAUUAAUGGCAUGUUUUUGA